Molecule: messenger RNA, 3498 nt
Organism: Cicer arietinum (chickpea)
Lineage: Eukaryota; Viridiplantae; Streptophyta; Magnoliopsida; Fabales; Fabaceae
Product: pre-mRNA-processing protein 40A-like
Biological process (GO): mRNA cis splicing, via spliceosome
Cellular component (GO): U2-type prespliceosome; U1 snRNP
Molecular function (GO): RNA binding; protein binding
Source: RefSeq, a predicted model, not a curated record
UAUUGUUGUUGUUGUAAUUAUUAUUAUUGUUAUUAUUAUUAUUAUUAUUACUACUCCUGUCUGUCUCCUUCUCAAUCUCGCUCGAUCACUGUAAAAUUAAAAAUCCCUCUUUUCAGUUUCAGUUUCAAAACCCCGCGUGAUUAAGCUCCACUUCCACCACUUCUAUAAACCUCGUCUUUCCAUUGAUUGCAUUAGCAUUAGUCUUUGGAGGCUUAUCUGCUAAGAUGUCCAAUAAUAAUCCACAAUAUCCAGGUUUACAGCCUAUUCGGCCUCCGAUUCCCGGUUCAGUGGAUCCUCAGCGCAAUUUCGGUCCACUCAUGCCUGUUCAAUUUCGCUCUGUUGUUCCCCCUCAACAGCAACAACAGUUUGUUCCCAUGCCUGCUCAACAUUACCACCAACAGUUUAAUGUCGGAAUGCCUCCUCAAAAUCAGCAGCCUCAAUUUUCUCAACCAAUUCAACAGUUUCCCCCGAGAGCUGGUCAACAGUUACCACACCCAUCACAGGUGAUUCCGAUGCCAGUUGUGCGGCCGAACAUGCAGCCAUCAUCCGAAUCAAUGAUGCCACAGCCUGAUUCUCAAGCUCCAAACGGAUACACACCGGGUUUAGGUGGCCCAGGAAAUGGAAUGCCACUUUCCUCAUCGUAUAUGUUUGCACCAUCUUCUUAUGGUCAAGCGCAGCAACCUAAUUUUAUUUCUACUAGCCAGUACCAACCUGUUCCCCAAAUCCAAGCUCCCUCUGGUUCUUCAUCUCAAAGCAUUACUCCUGGCACAUCUCAUCAGAGCAAUGGUGAACAACCAACAGUUGCAACUUUCAUGCAUUCAGCUACAGUUGUUCAGCCACACCUUGCCAAGGUUGGCCCUUCAGAUUGGAUCGAGCAUAAUUCUUCUACUGGAAGAAGAUUUUACUACAAUAAGAGGACUAAAUUAUCUAGCUGGGAGAAGCCUUUUGAAUUGAUGACACCUAUUGAGAGGGUGGACGCAUCAACAAAUUGGAAGGAGUAUUCGAGUCCUGAUGGAAGAAAGUAUUACUACAACAAGAUCACUAAGGAAUCAAAGUGGUUAAUUCCUGAGGAACUGAAGUUGGCCCGUGAGCAAGUUGAAAAGGCAAUGAUCAAUGGAGCACUUCCUGAGGCAGUACUGAAUCCCCGUACUCAACCUUCUGCAACUUCUGUUUCUGAAGCAAUGCCUAGUGCAGAUAAUUCAUCUUUACCUGGUCAAGGUGAACCAUCAAGUCCUGUUCCUGUUGCUCCAGUUGUUACUACAUCCCCAAGUAAUCUGCAGUCUGAGAUAGCUCCCGGAUCAUGUGGCUCUCCUUCUACAAGCGCUGUAACUGGAACAAAAGUGGAUGAACCUGAGGCACCACCCGUAAAUACUAUCAAUCCAUCAGAUGCUAGUGUGGGAAGUGAUAGAGCUAUUGUUUCUGAUAUUAACACUAGUGUAACACCAAUGAAUGACACCAACAACUUUGCAGCUCAAGAUACGGUAGGUUCUGCAGAUGGAGUUCCAGGAGAAGAUAAAGACGAUGGAAAAAUUGAUUCAACAGGGGAGAACGUUAAUGAAGUGGCCUCUGAAACAAAGACAGUUGAGCCAGAAUCCUUAGUUUAUGCGAAUAAGAUGGAAGCUAAAGAUGCAUUCAAAUCACUCUUGGAAUCUGUAAAUGUUGGACCGGACUGGAGUUGGGAUCGGGCUAUGCGAUUAAUAAUUAAUGACAAAAGGUAUGGUGCCUUAAAAUCUCUCGGAGAAAGGAAGCAAGCUUUCAAUGAGUACUUAAGUCAAAGGAAAAAACAGGAAGCAGAAGAAAAGCGUAUGAAGCACAAAAAAGCACGGGAAGACUUUAGAAAAAUGUUGGAAGAGUCCACGGAGUUGACUUCAUCCACAAGAUUCAGCAAAGCAGUAGCUAUUUUUGAAAAUGAUGAACGCUUCAAGGCCGUCGAGCGAGAUAGAGAUCGCAAGGAUAUGUUUGAUAGCUUCUUGGAGGAACUUAUGAACAAGGAACGGGCUAAGGCACUGGAGGAACGGAAGCGAAAUACAGUGGAAUAUAGGAAAUUUUUGGAAUCUUGUGACUUUAUAAAGGCUAAUACGCAGUGGCGAAAAGUUCAAGACCGCUUAGAGGCUGAUGAAAGAUGCUCUCGACUUGAGAAAAUUGAUCGCUUGGAAAUAUUCCAAGAUUAUUUACGUGAUUUAGAGAAGGAAGAGGAAGAGCAGAAGAAGAUACAGAAGGAAGAAUUGAGAAAGACGGAACGUAAAAACCGUGAUGAAUUCCGCAAAUUGAUGGAUGAACAUAUUGCUUCAGGCAUUCUCACAGCAAAAACUCACUGGCGUGAUUAUCAUUUCAAGGUGAAAGAUUUACCAGCCUAUCUAGCAGUGGCGUCAAACACCUCAGGUUCAACUCCAAAAGAAUUGUUUGAAGAUGUUGCUGAAGAGCUAGAGAAACAAUAUGUUGAAGAAAAGAGUCAAAUAAAAGAUGCAGUGAAGUUGGCAAAGAUUACAUUGUUGACAACCUGGACUUUUGAAGACUUCAAAUCAGCUUUAUCAGAACACAUUAGCUCUCCUUCUACAUCUGAUUCCAACUUAAAGUUAGUGUUUGAAGAGCUACUAGAACGUGCUAAGGAGAAGGAGGAGAAGGAAGCUAAGAAGCGUAAACGUCUUGCAGAUGAUUUCUUUCGUCUACUAUUUUCUAUCAAGGACAUUACCGAGUCUUCAAAGUGGGAAGACUCGGAGCCACUUCUUGAAGAUAGCCAAGAGUUCAGAUCUAUUGGAGACGCGAGCCUUUGCAAGCAAAUGUUUGAGGAGUAUGUUGCACAACUGAGAGAGGAGGCAAAGGAGAAUGAGCGGAAACGGAAAGAGGAAAGGGCAAAGAAGGAUAAAGAUAGGGAGGAAAGAGAAAGAAGGAAAUCGAAGCAAAGAAGGGAAAAAGAGGGAGGGCGUGAAAGAUGGAAAGAGGAGACACAUAAGAGGGAUAGAACAGACAGUGACGGUCUGGACUUUAAUGAGAUCCAAACGUCCAAAGAAAACAGAAGGAGUGACGAUGACAACAGAAAACAACGGAAGCAGCAUCAAAGUCCGGAAGAAACUGAUAAAGAGAGGACUAAGAAAUCUCACGGUCACAGUAGCGACCGCAAGAAAUCCAGACGGCAUGGUUCUGGUCACGAAUCUGACGAAGGCCGGCACAAGAGACACAGGAGAGAGCACCGUGAUUCUCAUAGAGAAGGUGAGCUGCUUGAAGAUGGAGAAUUUGGUGGUGAUGUGGUUAUGGAUAGAUGGUAAUCAUCAUGUCUAUUAUAACUUCAGUGAGUACCUUCUGUUUAACUCAAUAUGUACUAAUUUGGAACAAAAUAUAAAUUAUCAAAAUAUAAUUUUUUUCCAGAUAACUUCCUUGUAUUGUGCAAUGUUUUACAUCGAAGAAUUUGGUUACUAGAAAGAAAGGUUAAGUUCUUUCAUGAGGCCAAGUUUGUGGCAACUAACAUUAGUAUAAUACCAUUUUUUAUUUUAAAAUAUA